GUACUGUAUUGAUUACUGCCUAGGUGUAAUAAACGCCUGGUUUGCGACGUGGUCGGCUUAGCUCUUUGUUCCCUUGGUAGAUAUUACACACCCAUCCACUUACCCACUCACUACAUGCACAUGCACAUGCAGAUGCACAUUCUCACGGCCCUGCCACCUUCCUGGCAUCCUCAUUUUCUCGCUCUUCACAUUCUUUUUAAUUCCCUAUAAUUCCACUUCGCCCGUUCAAGGGAGCCUACUUCGGAAUCGUUCUGUACGGUCACAAGCCGUGGCCUGUUUAGCAAACGUCAUCCGCCCUCGAUCGCUGGGGAAGUUUAAGCUUGCGCGAGAGCUGCACCAAAUCCGCAUAGCAGACCACCGACUCGCGCCCAUUGGCACCCUGGCCACAUCGCCGCCUGAGAGGUAGUCCCAUCUGCAAAAAUGUUGCACGGCCUCGCUGGACGCGUCCAUGAGCUCAAGUCGCAGGGCGCUGUAGAAGCCGCGCAAGACCCCAACAGCUCCGUCACCGCCGAAGAUGCCGAGAAGGUCAUGCAUGAUGAGGCUCGCGCAGGCGGAGCUGCAGCCUUCAGUUUCGAUCCCUACGCCAGUCCCGAGGAGAAGGCUGCCCAGAUCAAAUCAACGGCGAUCGUAGAUGCGCCGCACCUCAAGAAGCAACCGGUUGCGCUCGUCACCGACCAGGACGAUGGUCCCGAUGCAGGAUACGAUUUGCCAACUCCUAGCAGAUCCGGGGCCCUCGUCACAUCACCUACGGAAAUCUCACCAUCCGAGGCGAAGAAAGAGCAGGACGCUGAAUAUGCCAAUGUGGGCUGGGCACCGAGGUUUGGCCAUCCAGAGGCAGAGCCGGAGGCCAAUAUGCUGGAUCACCAGACUUUUCUCGAGAGCAAAGUCAGCGAAAAGUUCUUCGGGGACUGGUACCACAAUGCAGGGAUCAUCAUCUUCGCAUGUUUGUCGUCCUGGACGGUGGCAGUCCUCGGCGGUGGACUUGGCUGGGUCUUCUUAAUCAUGGCAGCGUGCUCGACAUUCUACAGGACAUCGAUUCGUCGUGUCAGGCGCAACUUCCGCGACGACAUCACACGGGAGCUCGCCAAAGCGAAGUUGGAGACUGACGUCGAGUCGCUCGAAUGGAUGAACAGCUUCCUCGUCAAAUUCUGGCCGAUCUAUGCGCCGAUUCUUUGCAAAACCAUCGUGGCCUCCGUUGACCAAGUCCUCAGCACCUCCACACCGGCGUUUUUGGACAGCAUGCGCAUGAAGCACUUCACUCUUGGCACCAAGCCUCCUCGCCUCGAACACGUCAAGACUUACCCGAGAGCUGAAGACGACAUUGUGAUCAUGGAUUGGAAGUUCAGCUUCACACCAAAUGACACCGCAGACAUGACCGCCCGGCAGGUCAAGAACAAGGUCAAUCCGAAGGUUGUCCUGGAGGUCAGACUUGGUAAAGCUAUGAUUUCGAAGGGUCUUGAUAUCAUUGUCGAGGACAUGGCUUGUACUGGGCUCAUGCGCGUCAAGAUGAAGCUCAUGCUCCCAUUCCCACACAUCGACCGCAUUGACAUUUCUUUCCUCGGACGUCCUACAUUCGAUUACGUCUGCAAGCCAAUCGGUGGCGACAUGCUCGGCUUCGAUAUCAAUUUUGUGCCUGGUUUAGAAAGAUUCAUCCAAGAAACAAUACACUCCGUUCUUGCGCCGAUGAUGUACGAUCCCAACGUGUUCCCGAUCGAGAUCGCAAAAAUGCUCGCUGGCAACCCUGUGGAUCAAGCUAUCGGUGUGCUGCAGGUGGUAUUCCAUGGCGCACAAGGCUUGAAGAAUCCGGACAAGUUCUCUGGCACGCCCGAUCCAUACGCGCAAGUUUCGAUCAACAAUCGCGUCGCUCUCGGUAGAACGAAGACAGUGCACCAAAAUGCCAAUCCACGAUGGAGCGAGACUAUCAACGUUAUUCUCACCAGUCUCAGAGAACCCCUCACCAUUCAAGUCAUGGAUUACAACGAAAUUCGCAAGGACAAGUCCCUGGGAGUUGCUACUUUCGAUCUUGAACGGCUCACAUCGCAAAAUGAAUUCGAGAAUGAGCAAUUGGAAGUCAUCGCGAGUGGAAGGCCGCGCGGCAUAGUGCAAGCAGACAUCCGUUUCUUCCCGGUUCUCGAGGGUCAAACUUUGGCUGACGGAACUGUGGAGCCUCCGCCGGAGAGCUUGACCGGUAUCGCCAAGUUCACCGUCGAGCAAGCUAAGGAUCUAGACGGUACCAAAUCGAUGAUUGGUCAACUCAGCCCCUACGCCGUGCUCUUGCUUAAUGGAAAGGAGGUAGCCACUUCAAAGAAGCUGGACCGUACCAACAACCCAAUCUGGGAGGACGCAACGAAGGAGCUCCUAAUCACUGAUCGCAAGAAAGCUCGACUGGGCCUCGUCAUCAAGGAUAACCGAGAGAUUGCGCACGAUCCGGUCAUCGGUACUUACCAGAUUAAGCUUGACGACAUGUUGGAUUUGACCUCCAAAGGCACUGAAUGGUACAAUCUUGCAGGAGCCAAGACCGGACGAGUGAAGAUGAUGCUUCAGUGGAAACCCGUCGCUCUCAAGGGUGCCAUGGCCGGGAGCGGUUACGUGACCCCCAUUGGUGUUAUGCGCUUCCACUUCAAGUCCGCCACAGACCUGAAGAACCUCGACAAAAUUGGCAAAUCUGAUCCCUACGCUCGGGUACUUCUCUCUGGAGUUACAAAGGGCAGAACCGUCACCUGGCAGAACAAUCUCAACCCUGUCUGGGACGAGGUCUUUUACGUACCGGUCCACACGGCGCGUGAGCGUCUUGUCGUAGAGGUCAUGGACGAGGAGAACACGCAGGCUGACCGAACAUUGGGCCAAUUGGAAAUCCUGGCCUCCGACUAUGUGCGUCAAGGUGACGGCGGUGAGUACCUGGUACAGGAUAGCAAGAACCAGGUCAUCUCCGCUCAGCUGCGAGUGGGUCACAGUCCGCCAAAGGGCACAAUCAACUUCACUGUCGCCUUUUAUCCCACGAUCCCGACUGUCGACCCCGAUGAAGAGGAGCGUGAAAAGACCAAGACUAGCAGUGCUGAUGUGUCACGAGCUUCCUCCAUCAUCGCUCCACCGACCCCAACUACCGCGACGAGCGGCACGUCCCUCACUCUCGGGCCCCCGCGUCACGUCCGGAGUCUUACAGCCGGCACGAUCAGUAGUAUCCGUACAACGAACUCAAUUCUGUCUCCUGAGGAAGCAGAGAUGCAGAAAGCUCUUAACAAGGGCGAGAAAGAGCAGACUGAGACCGAUGAAGUUGGAAUUCCGCUGAUUGCUCCUAAGCUGAGACUGACUGUCGAUGAUCUUGUCCACCAUGAAACCGGUCUCCUGGUAUUCACGAUCCAUGAAGCAGAGUUGGCGCAUUCUGGUAGUCACCUUGAAAUCCUCAUGGAUGACAUGCGCUUUCCCGCCUACUCAAGCGCUAGGACUCGUGGCAAAACCCACAACUUCAACGAGACCGGCGAUGUCAUGGUGCGAGAAUUGGACCUCUCCAAGAUCACGCUGCGCCUGGUCACCGAAGUCGAUCGCAAAGGCGAAAAGUCCGAGGAAAGUCACAAGGCCCGCAUCACCAUCCCGACUCUGGAUGCAUUGAAGCGUUGUCUGUACAAUUCGCAUUGGAUCGCUCUUAAGGAUGAGCAUGGCCAAGAGAGUAAGAUCAGGAUAUCGAUGAAGUAUCUGCCGAUCAAGAUGCAACUCGACCCGAGCGAAUCGAUCAACAACUCCGGCAAUCUCCGCGUCGAGGUUUUGGAUGCCGCUGACCUGCCGUCUGCUGACCGAAAUGGUUUCUCUGAUCCAUAUUGUCGAUUCGUGCUGAACGAGAAGGACGUCUACAAGACUAAGACUCAGAAGAAAACCCUUAACCCGGCAUGGAAUGAAUUCUUCGAGGUGCCAGUCACUAGUCGUACGGCAGCAAAGUUCAUUUGCAAUGUGUACGAUUGGGAUUUUGGCGAUAAAGCCGAUUUCCUCGGCUCAGCUGCCAUCAAUCUUGAUAUCCUUGAGCCCUUCCAAGCGAAAGAAGUGGUUCUCAAUCUCGAUGGCAAGAGUGGUGCGGUCCGUCUGAAGCUACUCUUCAAGCCCGAUUACGUCGUGCGGUCACGACAAGGCACAUCGACCUUUUCAGGCACUUUCGCCGUGCCUGGGAAGAUCAUCGGAGCACCGGUCAAGGGCGUCGGUAAAGUCGCGGGUGGCGUCGGCAGUGGAGUGGGCAAAGUGGCAACCUUCGUCAGUCGCGGAUUUAAGAAGCGAUCGUCGAGCGAUGCCAGCAGCGACAACGAGGGUGGAGUGGCGGAAGCUCACGAUACCCACAUGGAAACGGAAUCACUCGCUGGUCGGCCGAGCACUACUAAUGGCAGUGUCAUCCCUUCGAUCGAGGUUGGCGACGUCGCCCCGCCACGGACUCCUCAUCAACGCCAACCGAGCGCCGGCGGUGCUUCGAUAGCGCCCGGGGCCGACCAUGGCACCGCAUCCAUCUCCGUCCUCAGCCUCGCGGGAUUCGAAGCCAAGGAACAGAAGCUCGAAGUCGUCAUCUCACAAGGAAGCAAAGAGAUCCUCAAGACCAAAGCCGUCAAGACCAAGACCGGCGAAGCCCAAUACAAAGAGGAGUCCAAGGAGACGAGCUGCAGCGCCGCCCAGCAAUUCAAGAUCGCCGUGCGAAACCACAAAACCUUCGGCGGAUCCGAAGACCUCGGCGAAGCGCCCUUCUUCAUCAACGACCAGUCCUUCGGUGGUGAGCAAGAAAUCAACGUCGGCCCCGGCGUCGUCUCGCUCAAAACCGCCUUCCAGCCCAGCGAGCGCUCCGCCCCCAGCAGUCCCGCAGCGAGCAUGAAGCACCGCAGCCUCGGCCGCUUCAUGAACCGACGGGAACGCUCGGUGACUCCCUCAGGCUAGCAGCGACGCGGCGGGACAACAACGACCGUGAAGAGGAGACUCCGGAAUCCCGGAGAUACAGCCAGGAAGGUGUAUGAGCACGGGAGGGAGGUGUUGCGAGGUUCGGUCACCGGCCUUCGGCGCGGGAGCGUGAGUACGCUCAACCUACAUACGGUCGACGGUCGCGAGGCGAGCGCGAAUCCGAGCUCGCGGAGCCUCUCCCCGCCUUCUUGACUUGGAUGUGGGCGGUUGGGCGUAGCGAGCGCUGUGUGCGGGCUCUUGGUCCGGGAAGUGAGGAUUUGGAUGGGAUGUGAUGCGAUGCGAUGCGAUGCGUUUGUGAUACCUGAGAGGGUCGCCGAGACCCUACUUUCUAAUCAAUCAAUUUGUUUUCGAUUCAUCUAUUUUCAAAGUUUAUUCA
This is a messenger RNA of Dissoconium aciculare CBS 342.82, 5302 nucleotides long. RefSeq names its product tricalbin. The transcript has 2 exons. Bases 421 to 4905 code for a protein of 1494 amino acids. Gene Ontology annotation, molecular function: lipid binding. The record is from RefSeq and is a predicted model, not a curated record. NCBI's taxonomy places the organism in Eukaryota, Fungi, Ascomycota, Dothideomycetes, Mycosphaerellales, Dissoconiaceae.